AUGGCCGACGGCGGCGGCACGGGCGGCUCGGGGCCCUGGUGGAAAUCGCUCAUGAACAGCAGGAAGAAAAGCAAGGAGGCCCUGGUGGGGGUGCAGCCCGCCGCCCAGCCCGACCCCGGGGAGCCCGCGCCGCCCAGCCCGGACUGGACUAGCGGCUCCCGGGAGAACCAGCACCCCAACCUCCUGGAGAGCACCGACGAGUCCCCCAGGCCGGACAAGCUGGGCGCGGACAAGCCCGGCAGCCGCCGCAACCUGAAGAUCUCGCGCUCCGGGCGCUUUAAGGAGAAGCGGAAAGUCCGCGCCACGCUGCUCCCCGAGGGGGUCAGGUCCCCGGAGGAGGCGGACUUCCCUGCGGACCCCCAGGAGGACCAGCCUUAG
Molecule: messenger RNA, 378 nt
Organism: Pipistrellus nathusii (Nathusius's pipistrelle)
Lineage: Eukaryota; Metazoa; Chordata; Mammalia; Chiroptera; Vespertilionidae
Source: the annotation of a GenBank genome assembly